UCGCCUCGGCACGGGGCGGUUUCUUAUUAUCUCUGCCCGUGGGUUUGCGAUUGGCGUGCCUAGGCUGUCUAGGAUGUUAGUUUACUCGUAGAUUUUGGCUUGGUGCUCCCUUAAUCGCCGUGUCCGGUGAGGAUUGCAUGGUUAGCCUCUGUUCUGUCAUUUAGAAUCUCUAGUUUGUUUGUACCUGUGCCCGUCUGCUGUGUUAUUAGUUUUGUUCGCAAAUUUGCGCGCCGUGCCUGGUGUUGCGGCUGUGGCAAUCCGUCGGAGGCCGAUUCAACUGCUAGCCUCAAUCCUUUUGGGUCGAAUCGAAUUUUUAGUAUUUUUACUAGCCAUCCCUGUUUCCUGCUUUUUGAUGUGCAAACUCGAACCUAAGUUGGGCCAUUACAUUAAUGUGUAAUUCCUCGUGGUAAUAAUGAUGCAUAAAACUUGGUUUGGUAUCCAAUUGGCAACCUGCUUAAGUUGUUAGUUUAUUUUGACAUAGUGAUCACCAACCCCCUAAUCCUCGUACUGUCAUUUUUGUUUGUUCUGAACCUGUCUGUUAUGUCAGUUUUCAUGUGAGAACCUUCUGUGGUAGUUCAUCACAAAGCUUGUGGUUGUGAUGACCUUAGGCCGACCCAUUUAGGUUGUAUGUCGAGUUAAUAUUGCAACAGCAUCAGCUGAUCAUUUGGAAGAAAUAUAAACCUGUUUCCUGGGUGCAGUUGGUCAAACUUGGUGCUAAUGUGUAGGCCUUUACAUCGUAAUGAACUAUGCUCAUGGUCUCCAUACAUAGGUCAGCAUGAUAAUGAUGUAUACAUGAAACUUAUGGUGCUAUGGAUAGCUCAGAUUUUACAACAUUAAAAGGGGAAGUAUGCUCUUUUAAUCUGCAUGCAAGACAAAGUUUGCCCCCAGUGAAUUAUAUUUUGAAGCACCAGCUUUUUAAUUUACGAAUAAUGUUGAUGAUUACUGAAACUUGAUCUGUUUAAUCCUUUUGCCCACUUAAAGACUUGGAUUGAAGACUUGGAUUAGAUAGGAAUUAUUGGAUGUACUUUGCUGCUUGAUUUUUAAGCACAUCAUACUAUUCUGCUACCCAUGUUAUCACCUUUUUACUUGUCUUCAAGUAAUGAAUGUUGUUGCAUUUCAGUUCUGUUUACCUGCCAAGCAUUAAUACCUUCUGUAGAUUAUUUAAUUUAUGCGCAAUUACUUCUCUUUAUAUGUUUGGGUUAUUUUUUAUGAAAAUGGGAUUGAGAGAUGGGGGGAUAUUCUCCUUUUUCUUUUUGGGAUUGGAUUAUUUGAAGGGCAAUGAUGGGAAGCGGGGGGGUUUCGGAUGGGUACGAGGGAUCAAAGAGGCCACGAAUGAUGGAAUCGAAUCCAUACUUCGCAGUGAACGCAGGGAGCCCGUUGGACGUCUCAAAGCGGGCCAGGAUGAUGGAGCCAGGCCCCCCAUAUUUUGCAGGCAUGGGAAGCAGCGCUGGUGGCAGCGGCAGCGGCUUCUACCCAACCUAUGGCGGCAACAUGGCUGGUGCUGCAGGGGUUAACAGUGGCAUCCAAAACUUUCCAGCGGUCCGUCUGCGAGGGCUCCCUUUUGACUGCGAGGAUGUUGACAUCAGCAAGUUUUUUGCUGGGCUGGACAUAGUGGACUGCCUCCUGGUCCACAAGAAUGGGCGCUUCUCUGGCGAGGCCUUUGUUGUCUUCCCUUCAUCCAUGCAAGCGGAGUUUGCGCUGCACCGCAACAGGCAGAACAUGGGCAGGAGGUACGUGGAGGUUUUCAGAUGCAAGAAGCAGGAUUACUACAGUGCAAUAGCCGCUGAGGUGAACCAGGGCGGUCCUCUCCUUGAGCCGGAGCACCGGCACUCGUCGCCUCCUCUGCGGUCCAGGAGGCUGUCUGAAGACAAGAGCAGCAUGGAGUACACUGAGGUGCUGAAGCUGCGCGGGCUUCCCUACUCCGCCACCAUCGAGGACAUCAUCAAGUUUUUUGUUGAGUACGAGCUGUCGGAGGAGAACGUGCACAUCGCUUACCGUGGGGACGGCAAGGCCACUGGCGAGGCCUUUGUGGAGUUCCCGACGGCCGAGGUUGCCAAGACUGCCAUGUGCAAGGAUAAGAUGACCAUCGGGACGAGGUACGUGGAGCUGUUCCCGUCAACCCCGGAGGAGGCGAGCAGGGCGAAGCCGCGAGGCAGGCAGUGAGCGGUGCCCUGCCAGACGCUGAGGCCUGGGUGUGAGAACAGCUGCUACGUCUCGUUCCAGUUUCAGCCUUUUCGCUCUUCAUGCUUUAUAAUUGUAUCAAUCAUGUCGGAUUGUGUUUAGUUUGCGUUCCUGUUUCUAGCUGUGUGGAGACAUUUUCUGAUGCGACUUGUCUCGAACUGCCUCUUGUGGGAAAAAGUGGUGCAUGAGAUACUUUGCUGAGUUUGUAACUGGUACCAUCCUUCGUUUGAAGAAAGCAUUUGUACCUCAUGUUA
Molecule: messenger RNA, 2435 nt
Organism: Triticum aestivum (bread wheat)
Lineage: Eukaryota; Viridiplantae; Streptophyta; Magnoliopsida; Poales; Poaceae
Product: heterogeneous nuclear ribonucleoprotein H3
Exons: 2
Coding region: 1279-2163 (294 amino acids)
Molecular function (GO): RNA binding
Source: RefSeq, a predicted model, not a curated record